Meriones unguiculatus (Mongolian gerbil) is the source of this 2435-nucleotide messenger RNA. It is a transcript of the gene Paqr4, whose product is annotated as progestin and adipoQ receptor family member 4. Lineage: Eukaryota; Metazoa; Chordata; Mammalia; Rodentia; Muridae. The record is from RefSeq and is a predicted model, not a curated record. Gene Ontology annotation, molecular function: signaling receptor activity. The coding region runs from base 291 to 1112 and encodes 273 amino acids. Gene Ontology annotation, cellular component: membrane. The transcript has 3 exons.
GCGCGCCCGACUGCCGCUGAGGCCAGCGGGAGCCUUCCCUCGCCGCCCCGCCGCCGUGGGACCGGACGCACGGAGCCCGGGUAGCUGGGCGGCUCGCUUCCUCUCGGCUGCGGGGGCGUCCAGCCCGCGCGUGCGCAGCGCGAGGCGAGCGGGCCGGGACCCCUGCCGAGCCAGCGCAGGGCGGCCGGGCAGCCCGGAGGCCAGCCGGGAUGAGGUUCCCAGCGCUGCAGCGCCACUGAGGAGGAGGCGCGGGAGCCAAGGGUCUCCGGCCGGCCGCCGCGCGUGAGGCCAUGGCGUUCCUGACCGGGCCGCGCCUUCUGGAUUGGGCUAGCUCGCCGCCGCACCUGCAGUUCAAUAAGUUCGUGCUGACCGGCUACCGGCCGGCCAGCAGCGGCUCGGGCUGCCUGCGCAGUCUCUUCUACCUGCACAACGAGCUGGGCAACAUCUACACCCACGGGCUAGCCCUGUUGGGCUUCCUGGUGCUGGUGCCAAUGACCAUGCCCUGGAGUCAGCUGGGCAAGGACGGCUGGCUAGGAGGCACACAUUGUGUGGCCUGCCUGGCCCCCCCUGCAGCCUCCGUGCUGUAUCACCUCUUCAUGUGCCACCAAGGAGGCAGUGCUGUGUACACCCGGCUCCUUGCUCUGGAUAUGUGUGGAGUCUGCCUUGUCAACACCCUUGGGGCCCUGCCCAUCAUCCACUGUACUCUGGCUUGCAGACCCUGGCUUCGUCCAGCUGCCCUGAUGGGUUACACUGCACUUUCAGGGGUAGCCGGCUGGAGGGCCCUCACUGCCCCUUCCACCAGUGCCCGGCUUCGAGCCUUUGGUUGGCAGGCCGGGGCCCGCCUGCUGGUGUUUGGGGCACGUGGAGUGGGGCUGGGCUCAGGGGCCCCAGGCUCCCUGCCCUGCUACCUGCGCAUGGAUGCCUUGGCACUGCUUGGAGGGCUGGUGAAUGUGGCGCGUCUGCCAGAGCGGUGGCGGCCCGGUCGCUUUGACUACUGGGGCAACUCUCACCAGAUCAUGCAUCUGCUCAGCGUGGGUUCCAUUCUCCAGCUUCACGCUGGUGUCGUACCCGACCUGCUCUGGGCUGCCCACCAUGCCUGCCCCCCAGACUGAGCUGCCUCCUAGCUGCCAAGCCAGCCUGCCCACAGCUUCCUGAGACAAGUAAUACCACCUUUCCUCCUUCUGCUGGUCUGCAAGGGGCUGGUUCCCUGGAAGAACCAGCACGCGGGACUUCCUAGCUGGGAGACCACUCCUCAUUCUUCCCUGUGGAUUAACAUCUUCUUGACCCAGGCCUUCAAAUUGGAGCUACCCACCUUCAUGCCAUCUUCCCUCCAGGGUACUGUUUCACUGUCAGCUAGAAGGAAAACCUUCUUUCUUUGAGCCUCAGUUUACCCUUUUUGACCUGUGAGUCUCUGAGUUCAUGUCUGACAGUUGAGCCCAGAACCAGUACCCCUAUCUUGCUGCUCCCACAAGACACCUCCUGGAUUCUUGAACUAGCCUCGCUGCCCCUGCUUCCUGGCCUCCAUCUUCCUGCCCUGCAUGCCAGACCUCUCAGCAGCCAGAACUUAACCAUUCCUGUCAUUCCUGCAAUCAGGAUGCAGGGCAGUGGGACCAGGACCUUCUAUCAGGACCACGUGGGCAUUGGUCCUGUUGUAUUAUCUGGCUGAGACAUGAGGGGGGCUGCUGCUUUUCCUAGGCAACAGGCACAGAUGUGGAAUGGAGGCUUUGGAGUCAGGCAUCACUGGACCAAGGACUCACUCCUUCAGUGCCAUGGUCUGACUGAUUGACCUGCCCACCAGAGACACGUCUGCUCAGGAAAACUCUAUACAAUGGAUGGCCCAAGGGCACUCUAUAGCAGGGUGCCACCUCACAGCCAGCUUAUCCCAGAGGCCUAGGACCCUGGGCAACAUCAAUAAAGGGACAAGAAGCGCUGUGUUGCCAUAUGAGCAACCUUGGGUGCUCUCAAGACUCAUUACUUUUUAUUAGAGACAAGUUUCUGGGGAAGAGGUAGGCAAGAGGGUCAGAGGUUUAAAAGCACCAAGGCUGGGCCUAUGGCUCAGGCUGGGUCUAGCGAGUCCUCAAACAAGCUGAGGAGGUUCCUUGGCUCAAAGGUGGGGCAGGGACCUCUGGGAGGCUCUGAAUCCAUGUCAGUUAGGUCCAGGGUAUCCCUUAGGGGAGGGAAAAAAAAGAAAUAAGACUUUGGAUCCCAAAGCCAACCGUGUCCAGCCCUAGGCUCUGGGCUUGCUCACCUCACCUUGGUAUGUACCUGCCCCGAGGGGUAGAGGUUCUCCUUGUGAUCCGGGACAGGAUGGUCUCUGGGGAGAGUGAGGGACUACAAGGAAGAAGACAGGACAAGCAGGAUGCUGAGGGUUGGGGAAGGUGCAAGGCCAUCAUUGAAACAAUAAAGAUUGACAGCUGUCAAGUCCUCCCAUUUGA